AUGAACCGAAACCGAGGAGGUAUUACGGAGAGGAAUAUCGGUUUUGAAAUAGCCAUCCAAAAUCUUCAACAAAAAGAAGGAAUUCUGGAGGUUAUCUCCUCCUCUCUUCGUCAACUCUACAAAUCCCUAGUCUACUCUCCUGGACGCGUAUUUCUCUCUUUUUUAUUUUCCACUCACACCCAGUACCAGUUCAAAAGUCUCAACGAUCCCUGCCUCAACAGCGUGGAGUCGGCUAUCCAGGAAAUCCGCCAAAACACCGAAUCCACCUCCAAAAGCCGCGUUCUCUUCCACUACAACGGCCACGGCGUUCUGACGCCCUCCUCGCUCGGCGAGAUCUGGCUGUUCAACCGGAACUACGACAAGUACAAGCCGGUCUCGAUCCUCUCCAUCCACACCUGGCUCAAAUCGCCGGUGCUGUACGUCAUGGACUGCAGUCUCGCGGGGAUGCUGCUGGACCACUUCCGCGAGCUCUACGUGGACUCCAUGGAGGAAGAAAUGAACAACAUUUUGUUUCUGGGCGCUUGCGACUCGGGAGAAUUUCUCCCGGAGCACGAGGAUUUCCCGGUGGAUCUGUUCACGAUGUGUCUCACGGAUCCGAUCCGCGUCAGCAUCCGCUGGUUCCUCCACCACCAAAAGUUCCAGCCGUUCUCGCGCGUGCGGAACAAUCCCAAGGGCGAGAGCAUCGAGGAGGACUACGCCUACCGCCUCGAAGGCGAGCCAUUCGACCAUGAUCUCCCGAAGGGGAAGCUGCACAUGAUCUUUAACUGCAUUACGGACAGCAUUGCGUGGAGCAUUCUGGACGAAAGCACGUAUCAUCUGCUUUUCAACACCGACGAAAUGGUCGCCGCGCUCUUCCGGAAUUUCCUGCUCGCGCAGCGCGUGAUGUCGCUGUUCAACUGCCACCCGGUGAGUUACCCCCGUUUCUCCGAUCAGUCGAUGCAUCCCUUGUGGAAAGUUCGCUUCUUCUUCGCGUCGGUUUUAAUUCGUCUAGACCUGGGAUUCCGUCAUCGAGGAGUUUCUCUCCCAGUUCUCCGCGGUGCAGAAGGAGUGUUCCAUCAUCACGCCCGACGAUCUCCGGGAAAAACUCCCCGUCCCGCCGCCGCUUUCCCCGCCCAACUCGGAGCAGUUGUACCCCAACUUGUUCAAGCAGCCGCUGGAGCAGCCGCACAGCGCGCUGCGCGCUCCCAAGUUCUCCGUGUACUCCAAGUUCACCUUCAAAACCGACUUCUUCCGCUGCAUCUUCUGCGACCUCGCGAAUUUCGUGCCGAUUUUUGGAAUUCCUGA
Blastocystis hominis is the source of this 1284-nucleotide messenger RNA. RefSeq lists its product as hypothetical. Gene Ontology annotation, biological process: regulation of autophagy; cellular response to amino acid stimulus; cellular response to starvation. The transcript has 6 exons. NCBI's taxonomy places the organism in Eukaryota, Bigyra, Opalinata, Blastocystidae. Gene Ontology annotation, cellular component: cytoplasm; TORC1 complex. Gene Ontology annotation, molecular function: protein-macromolecule adaptor activity. Bases 1 to 1284 code for a protein of 427 amino acids. The record is from RefSeq and is a predicted model, not a curated record.